Molecule: messenger RNA, 1086 nt
Organism: Triticum dicoccoides
Lineage: Eukaryota; Viridiplantae; Streptophyta; Magnoliopsida; Poales; Poaceae
Product: BTB/POZ and MATH domain-containing protein 2-like
Exons: 1
Coding region: 10-1086 (358 amino acids)
Biological process (GO): protein ubiquitination
Molecular function (GO): protein binding
Source: RefSeq, a predicted model, not a curated record
ACCCCGAGAAUGGCAGAGCAAUGCAAGAUCUCAGCGGCCAUGGUAUCUGAGGAAAGGUCGUAUGUGCUCAAGGUGGAUGGAUACUCGAGAGCCAAGGCGCUAGUGAAGAACGGUCAGUGUGUGAUUUCUACCUCAUUCAGUGUUGGAGGCCACAACUGGGUCGUGAGAUAUUACCCAAACGGUUUUCUUAACAAUUAUGCCCAUUCCAUCUCUCUUUAUCUUUGUCUUGAAUCCACCGAUGUCGAAGAUAUGAAGGCGGAAUACACGCUCGCUGUGCUGGAUAAGAACGGAGAACCUGUGCCUUCAUACAGCUGUAGCAACCCUCUGCGUAUCUUCUCAGAUGGUUCAGCCUGGAGCUACCCGCUCGUGAUCAAGAAGGCCGAUUUGGAGGCAUCGGCGCAUCUGAGAGACAAUUGUCUCACCAUCAGGUGCAAUGUCACCAUCAUGCAGAUCAAGAGCGAAGAAGCAAAGGUUUCACCAAGCGACCUGCACCACCAUCUCGCCGACCUCCUCAAGAACAAGGACGCUGCGGACCUAACCUUUGAAGUCGGCGCACAAAGUUUCUCAGCCCACAGGUGUGUCCUUGCUGCUCGCUCAUCAGUCUUCAAGGCCGAGCUCCUCGGCGCCAAGAAGGAGAGCUCUGCAGCUAGUACUAUUAAAAUUCAUGACAUGGAAGCUGAUGUGUUCAAGUCCUUGCUCCACUUCAUAUACACCGACUCUGUUCCUGUGCUUGAGAUGGGUAGCAACAAAAGCGAAACUGAUGUGGUUAUGGCUGGCCAUCUGCUGGUAGCAGCUGACAGAUACAACAUCGUCAGGCUGAAGCAGAUAUGUGAGGAGAAAUUGUGCAAUCACAUUGGUUCGAGGAUGGUGGGCACCAGCUUGGCUUUAGCCGAGCAGCAUGGUUUCCAUCGUCUCAAAGAAGCUUGUUUGCGGUUCCUUGCUUCUCCGUCCAACUUUGAGGCGAUGGUGGCAAGUGAUGGGUAUGAGCAUCUGAGAUCUAGCUGCCCAUCUGUUCUCAAGGAGCUGAUAGCUAGAAUCCUCCCGGCUGAAUGGAAGGUGGCAAAGGAUAUUCUCACUACAACUUAG